Messenger RNA from Tarenaya hassleriana, 524 nucleotides. RefSeq lists its product as uncharacterized. The transcript has a single exon. The coding region runs from base 111 to 350 and encodes 79 amino acids. The record is from RefSeq and is a predicted model, not a curated record. Lineage: Eukaryota; Viridiplantae; Streptophyta; Magnoliopsida; Brassicales; Cleomaceae.
UAAAUCUCAUCUGCUAAGCCAAUAUCGAAGAAUUUGCGAUUCGCCCACGCUAAAAAAAAAACAAAAUCCGAUAUUUUCUGUCUCCGAAGCUUAGUAGGAUCAUCGUGACCAUGGACGGAGGAGCAUCAUGGGCCGACCAGUGGGACAACGACGGCUCCGGCCGCGGUGGAGGCGGCGCAGGCGGCGGAGCACCGUCGUCGAACACGGCGAAGUACAAAGAGAAGAUGGGACAAGGUUUCGAGAAGACAAAAGCCGUGGCUUCUUCAGGGUUCAAGAAGAUCAAGCAUGGCUCAAGCUUAGGGUUUCGCUGGGUGAAGGACAAGUACCACAAGGCCACACAAAAACAUUAAGAUUUUAAACCCAUCUACAUACAUUCAUAUAUAUAUAUAUAUAUAUGUGUGAAUUAUUAUGCGGUGGUGCAGCUCUCAUCUAUUGUUUUCUUAAUCGAUAUGUGUGUAUUCAUUGUUUCAAGCUCUUUAGAUCGCCGUGUGUAUAUUUGUAUAAAAACGAUUAAUUUUGUAUUU